UAUCGGAACCGGUCAAUUUAAUUCAUCGAGUAUAAAGCAGAAUCAGAACCAGAAGUCAAAUUGAUUCAUUGAUUACAGAACCACAAGUCCACAACUAUCCAUGAGUGCAUUUGCUGUUCAUCACUCCCAUAUUUCGACAUGUAGCGUGAUCAAUCAUCGUCCACCUAACUCCUGUUUGCAUCAACGCCUCUAAAUCUUGAUCUCUGCACAUAUCUGUAUGCAUUGCUUCACUUCACUAUUCGACCUUGAAUGUACGAUCAUGAAGUUUUAGACGUCUUAUGCGUGAAGUCUAAGAAAAUAUGGGUCUCUCAACUCGUACUCUCUUUGUCGGUAACCUUCCUGGUGAUACGAUUGUAAAAGACGUGGAAGAUAUUUUUUACAAGUAUGGACCCAUUGUUGAAAUUGACUUGAAAAUUCCACCUAGACCCCCUGCUUUUGCCUUUGUAGAGUUUGAAGAUGCUCGUGACGCUGAAGAUGCCAUUCAUGGAAGGGACGGCUAUAAGUUUGAUGGUCACCACAUACGAGUUAAACUUGCACAUGGUGGGAGAGUUUCAUCUUCUGUAGAUCGCUACAGCAACGGUGGUAGUCGUGCAGGAAUAACUAGGCGCACUAAGUAUCGUGUUAAUGUCACUGGAUUACCUCGUUCUGCUUCAUGGCAAGAUCUGAAGGAUCACAUGCGUCAAGCGGGUGAUGUUUGUUACUCUCAAGUUUUCUAUGAUCGCGAAGGAAUGAGAGGGAUUGUGGACUACACAAACUAUGAUGAUAUGAAACAUGCGAUAAGGACGCUUGAUGACUCACUUUUCUUUAACGUGUUUUCUAAGGCCUACAUACAGGUAGAGGAGUAUGAUCGAAAGCACAAAUACUCUAGAAGCCGAACUCAGAGUCCAAGUCACAGCCAUAGCCGUGAUAGCAAGAGCAGGAGUUACUCUCCCAUGAAAAACUAUUCCCGCAGGUCUCGAUCCAGAUCUAUUUCUUCACCGUCACGUUCUGAAUCAUCACUUACUCCAGCUUCAAGGGACAUGAUGGGGAAUCGAACAUGAGCACAAAGUUGGUUGUCCGGGGAUUGCGUGUUAUGGACUUGACUGGAUAUGUAGUGAUAAAGAUAUAUAAGUCCAUGGGUUUGGCCGUAGUAUUGUGGCAAACCAUGGUAAAUAAUCUUUAUGUACUAAACAUGAUUAAACAUAUUCAAUAAAUUUGGUGCCACAACUGAUUGUUAUA
Helianthus annuus (common sunflower) is the source of this 1218-nucleotide messenger RNA. RefSeq names its product serine/arginine-rich splicing factor SR30. Bases 300 to 1040 code for a protein of 246 amino acids. The record is from RefSeq and is a predicted model, not a curated record. The transcript is spliced from 13 exons. Gene Ontology annotation, cellular component: ribonucleoprotein complex; cytoplasm; nucleus. Lineage: Eukaryota; Viridiplantae; Streptophyta; Magnoliopsida; Asterales; Asteraceae. Gene Ontology annotation, molecular function: mRNA binding.